AUGGGCAUCCAUACUCCACAAUGCGGCGCGGUACACGAAUAUCACGAGGUACUCUCGCGCGACGAAAAGGAUGGCCGGCCUCGCGGCUGCGACGAGGAGCAAAUCCUUGGUCCAAGACAUGAAGCCACGCUCCUCAGUACUGGGAUGCUAGGGGUGGCUUAUAAUACUUGUGGACAGUGGAAGGAAGCAGAAGAGAUCUUGGUGCAAGUUAUCAAAGCCAAUAGACAGGUCUUGGGACCGACGCACCAUGAUACAUUGACCUGCAUGGCGGUUCUAUCCUCGACAUACCUGCUCCUAGGCCAGAAUAAAGAGGCCGAGGAGCUAGAAAUGCCGGCUGUCACGGCAACCCAUAAGGAGGUUUUUGGCUCCAAGCACCCGGAAACGCUGGUCAGCAUGAACAACUUGGCCGUGACAUAUAUCCGCGAGGGCUUGUAUGAUGAGGCAGAAGUGAUAGAGGCGCAGGUGUUGGAAACGAGCAAGGAGGUCCUAGGCCUCCAUCACCAGGACACGUUGCCCAGCAUGAAAAACAUGGCUCUGAUCUACGCCGGACAAGGCCGUCUCGCAGAAGAAGAAGGAGAUGCAGGCGAUAGAGACUAG
This is a messenger RNA of Penicillium argentinense, 597 nucleotides long. RefSeq lists its product as uncharacterized. The transcript has 2 exons. Lineage: Eukaryota; Fungi; Ascomycota; Eurotiomycetes; Eurotiales; Aspergillaceae. The record is from RefSeq and is a predicted model, not a curated record. Gene Ontology annotation, molecular function: protein binding. The coding region runs from base 1 to 597 and encodes 198 amino acids.